This is a messenger RNA of Dentiscutata erythropus, 122 nucleotides long. The record is from the annotation of a GenBank genome assembly. Lineage: Eukaryota; Fungi; Glomeromycota; Glomeromycetes; Diversisporales; Gigasporaceae.
CUUCUCUCGGCCAACAACUAACACAUUCAAGAACUGAAUUUCCUGUAAUUAGCCAAUUAUAUGUAUCUCAAUACCAACUCAGACUCAAAUCCUCUAAAAUAAAAGAUGCUAUAGAGAUCUAA